CAGCUCUGGUGGGCAGCUCCCCGCUUAUCGGGGCCGCUGGACGGAGCUCCACCCGCCGCUCCUCCUCAGGCGGCGGUGGGAGCGGAUGACGCGGCGUCAGGUGGAGGCAGAAAGCUCCUUGCUGCGGGAGGGGGGCCGCUCAGAAAGCCUCCUCUCUGCGCGCCGGGAGCAGCUGUGCGUGAGCCGACGUCUCCCCGGAUCCACGGCUGCAGCGACGCGGGCUGCGCGCUGCGCCUCUCCCGAGAAGGAGGCUCUGAAGGCGGCUUGCAGCAGCUCCAGGUGGUCAGACGACAGAAGGAUGCUGUGGUUGCUGUUCUGUCUGCUUCCUCUGGGGGGCAGCAGCCCUAUCAUCUCACAGGAAGUCGCGCUAAAAGCGAGACACCUCCAAGCAGAGGCAGCGGCUCACGCGACUGCGAGGCCUCAGAUCUACUACUGCCGCUCUCCCAACAUGGAGGACUUCACCUGCUGGUGGCACCCGCUGGACAACCUGACGGACGGCGAGGAGGUCACCUACAUCCUCACGUACAACAAAGAUAAGGGGCCCAAACAUGAGUGUCCAGACUACACAUCUGCUGGUCCCAACAGCUGCCAUUUCGACAAAAGCCACACGUCCAUCUGGAAGUAUUACUGCAUGAACGUGACCGCUGUGACAGCCCAGAGGAACUACACCUCCAAGCAGUACUGCCUGGAUGUAGCAGAGAUCGUGGAGACGGAGGCUCCGGUCAACCUGACCUUCUCGCUGACGGACGCCGGCGGCGACGAGGCGGGCCACAGCGCGCUGCUGUCCUGGGCGUACCCGGCGCCAGAGGACCUGCGCUACGGCUGGAUCACGCUGGCGUACGAGCUGCAGUACAGACGGAGCGGCCAGGCCGACAACUGGAAGGUGAAGCAUCCGCUGCGUGAGCCUCAUGUGGAGCUGCUUGGGCUCCGCGCAGGUGACUACGAGGUCCGGGUUCGCUGCCGAUCCCAAAACUCUGGGCUGUGGAGCAAAUGGAGCUCCACGCUGCCCAUGAGCAUCCCAACCAGGCCGCCCACAGGUAAGGUCCUGGUUCUGGUUCUGGUGGUGGGAGUCGGUGUGGUGGCUCUGCUGGUCAUCACGUUCGGAGUCAUUCCUCAGAGCAGGAGGAUAAAGGACUACUUUCUGCCGCCCAUUCCCAAGCCACGGAUCAUCGGGAUUGACCCGCUCCUUCUGAAGAAGGGGAAUCUGGAAGAAAUCAAUCGCCACUUCACCAACUUCCACGGCUACAGACCUCCGAGUUACUCCGUGGAGGUGUGGGACCAGGUGAGCGCUGACGGGAUCUACCCCAGCGUGGCCAAGGACGGCGGCGUGCCGGCCAACGUCCUGGACAGAGACAAAGGAGCACCGGUCACCGGCCAGACUCCGUUUCCCCUCCAGAACCCGUCGCCGUACGUCCAGAGCGCGCCGCCCUACUGCGCCUCGCCUCCCCAAGCCUUCGCGCCUCCGCCGGACGCUCCGUGGCACAGGCCAGAGAUGGUGUCCGUUCCCGGGACGGACUACAGCAUGAUGGAGCAUCCGGGCCUCGCCGACGCCGCCGCGCCGCCUCCCAGCGGCUCGCCGCUGCAGGACUUCUACACCUGCGUCCAGCUCAUGAGGGACAGCGGCCAAGUCCACCUGGUGCCGUGUCUGCCGUCGCCGUACUGCCAGGAGUUCCCGCUGUUCCCGAGGAAAGACGAGGAGGAGGAGGAGGAGAAGAAGAAGAGGAGGCUGAUUGAGUACCAGGCGAGGAAGACGCUGAUGAAGGAGAGCGGGGAGAACGAGAGGAGCGAGGCGGCCGACCCUCUGCUGCCCGUAGAGGCGGAGGACAGCAGCUAAAGGGCCGCCGCUGAUCCCCCCCCCCCCCCCCCCCCCAGACAAGCUUCAGACAGUUUGUAGCUCUAAAAACGGACCCUGCUCUGUGAACUGCUGGCGGCCAUGUUUCCUGAGGAGCUGAAUAACAUCAUCACACUGCACAAACGGAACUAAGAAUAGGUGAAAUGUUCUUAA
Messenger RNA from Fundulus heteroclitus (mummichog), 2005 nucleotides. RefSeq names its product prolactin receptor. The record is from RefSeq and is a predicted model, not a curated record. Gene Ontology annotation, cellular component: external side of plasma membrane. Lineage: Eukaryota; Metazoa; Chordata; Actinopteri; Cyprinodontiformes; Fundulidae. Gene Ontology annotation, molecular function: cytokine receptor activity; protein binding. The transcript has 9 exons. The coding region runs from base 86 to 1834 and encodes 582 amino acids. Gene Ontology annotation, biological process: cytokine-mediated signaling pathway.